AUGUCCGGACUCAAAAACUCCCCUUUUGGCAAGCGACUACGCGCGACACAUCAAGACAACGAAGAAGACGGUCCACGAAGAAACCGACAGCGGGUCAACCCAAUUUUCUAUACCGCCACAUCCUCGACAACAAAGGACACGACGCCAGAGUCGCCUAUCACGAUGCGCGAAAUGUACGGGGACAGAUUUGUGCCUUCGAGGGAUGCUGGAGAUAUGCGAACGAGCUAUCACUUGAUGGAUGAAAGUGGUCCUUCAACUCCUUCAAAAUCUCGAAUUAUACCAACAGAAUCGGAUGCAUUGAAGGAACAAGCAAACGCAAUAUUUACAUCCAUACUCCACACAGAAGUAACCCCCCCUUCCCCACGUCGACCCACCUCACCCCAGCGACCUACAACCUCUUCAAGUGCAACAACAACCCUCCCACCUAGUACACCCACCCGUAAACGUAUAUUUCACUACACCUCACCGGCGACAUCAGCAAACCCCAGCACGCCAACUCGCAGACUAGACACCCCAACAGACGAGGCCUAUUCCAUGAGUCCCGUCCGAGCAGAAUCUCGUCAACUCCUUGAGUCCCCCCGAAGACAACUCCGCAGUGUCUGCAAAACGCCCUAUCGCGUUCUCGACGCACCAGAACUGGCAGAUGAUUUUUACCUCAAUCUUGUGGACUGGAGCAAUACGAAUGUACUUGGUGUUGGACUAGGGAGCUGCGUAUACCUAUGGACAGCACAUAACGCAGCAGUUUCAAAACUAUGCGAUCUAGCAGGUUCAAACGAUACAGUUAGCUCCGUCUCAUGGGUCCAAAAGGGUACGUUGCUUGCUAUCGGAACUCUCUCAGGUAGAAUGCAUAUCUACGACGCUAAUACUCUCCAACUACAACGCUUGUAUAAGAAUGCCCACACUCAACGCAUCGGUGCUCUGGCUUGGAAUUCGCAUAUACUCUCGUCGGGAUCGCGAGACCGUAUGGUGCACCAUCGAGACGUCCGAGAGCCCUCUCAGCGUCCGUUCAAGCGGUGUGCAGGGCACAGACAGGAAGUUUGUGGGUUAAAAUGGGCGAGGGAUGGGGGGCCGUUGGCAAGUGGGGGGAACGACAACAAAGUGUGUAUAUGGGAUCUACGAGGUUCGAAACGUGCUUCUGUUACUGGAAGUUCAACGUCAGGAUCAGGCAGUGUGGAAGAUGCAGGAGGAAGCGGAAGCGGAGACGCACCACUCUGGAAAUUCCAUGAACACACAGCAGCAGUCAAAGCGCUCGCCUGGGAUCCACACGUGAGCGGGGUGCUUGCGACCGGAGGAGGAACGCAGGAUAAACAUAUUCGCUUUUGGAAUACGUUUAAUGGGACGAUGCUUAGUGAGCUUGAUACCGGGAGUCAGGUCUGCAACCUUAUCUGGUCCCUGACCUCCCAUGAACUCGUCAGCACCCAUGGUUUCAGCAGCACCACAGCCCAAAAUCAAAUAUGUAUUUGGAAAUACCCGACGCUGAAUAUGGUGGCGUCUUUGACGGGGCAUACGCAUCGGGUUUUGUAUCUUGCUAUGAGUCCAGAUGGUGAGACGAUCGUAACGGGUGCUGGGGAUGAGACGCUUAGGUUCUGGAAUGCGUUUCCGAAGAAGGAGGGUGGGGAGAAGCGGGAGACGAGGUUGGAUUAUGGGAGGCUUAUCAGGUGA
Suillus plorans is the source of this 1662-nucleotide messenger RNA. RefSeq names its product quinon protein alcohol dehydrogenase-like superfamily. The coding region runs from base 1 to 1662 and encodes 553 amino acids. The transcript has 5 exons. Gene Ontology annotation, molecular function: protein binding; ubiquitin ligase activator activity; anaphase-promoting complex binding. The record is from RefSeq and is a predicted model, not a curated record. Gene Ontology annotation, cellular component: anaphase-promoting complex. Gene Ontology annotation, biological process: anaphase-promoting complex-dependent catabolic process; positive regulation of anaphase-promoting complex-dependent catabolic process; positive regulation of ubiquitin protein ligase activity. NCBI's taxonomy places the organism in Eukaryota, Fungi, Basidiomycota, Agaricomycetes, Boletales, Suillaceae.